Rhipicephalus sanguineus (brown dog tick) is the source of this 872-nucleotide messenger RNA. Its product is annotated as trypsin-1-like. Lineage: Eukaryota; Metazoa; Arthropoda; Arachnida; Ixodida; Ixodidae. The coding region runs from base 1 to 810 and encodes 269 amino acids. The record is from RefSeq and is a predicted model, not a curated record. Gene Ontology annotation, biological process: proteolysis. The transcript is spliced from 8 exons. Gene Ontology annotation, molecular function: serine-type endopeptidase activity.
AUGUUACGUUGGGUAAUUUGUGACGUCAUCAAUACUAAAGAUUGCGGCCUAUUCACCCCUUCAGGAAGAAUUGUUGGUGGUGACCUUGUGCAGAAGAAAGAUCAAGUACCCUGGGCUGUGCAGCUAAGCUUGCCUUACAUAUACAACGCGACUCACAAUAGCAGCAAGUCCUGCGGAGGAAGCAUUAUUUCAGCUCACUUUGUACUAACUGCAAGCCACUGCAUCUCACUUGAAGGGAUCAACCUUCACGAAUCUAAGGUUUUCUACAAUAGUACUGAAAAACACGGGGGUCCAACAGUUGGCAUUGCGGCCUUAAUCAGAUACCCUCUUUUUAUCCCUGGGGCAUUUGCUCAUGACAUUGCUUUAGCAAAGACGAUCGAACCGAUUUCGUUCGACAGAUUUGUAAGGCCAGUUUGCUUACCACGGAAACGAAGCAAGCUUGAUGGAAAAAAAGCAGUAGUAUCAGGUUGGGGCAGAGUGUCCGCAGACAGCAAGAUCAGCUCGGGUUUGGUUCAAGCUACGCAGACAAUACUUCCCUUCAAGCGUUGCGGGAAGAGCUUGUCCGAAGUGGAUCCACACCGUGCUCUAACAUGGCGAGUCGCUUUGUGCGCUCGCGAAAAAGGAAAAGGAAUAUGCAUGGGAGAUUCCGGAGGGCCACUCACCAUUAUCACUGAAGGCCACAAGGCUGUUCAAGUUGGCGUUGUCUCUUUCGCCUUCGGCUGCGCUCACCAAACGAACGCUGAUUUCUACACGCGUGUGUCGACGUACGUCCCUUGGAUAAGGGAGCAGCUGGCGGCACCCGAUAAGUAACAAAUAGAUUGCGCACGCUGACCUGGAAAUAGAAAGGGAUUAUCGCAUUAAAAUCAUUUACA